UUUGCAGCAUCUUCAAACGAUAUAUCAUGCCUGCUCCAGAUGCAUCUUUGACCGUCCGACCAGCGCUGGGACAUGUAAACCUGAUGGUAGACACCUUUAUCGCAAACGCGCAGGUCGACGACCUGCGUACAAUCGUCCGAAAUCUCGUCGGAUCCGGACUGCCGAACAUUGGCUCUACGUUCUCCGCGGCCGCGCGCGUCCGGUUGCAACAAUCUGGUGCCAGUAGCGGGAGUGUCCGAGGGCCUCUUUUCAAGAGAGACGCCCAUGACGAAAAUAUACACCCUUCUGAGAACCUUCAGGACACGUUGCGCCGUGCACGUUGCCUCUUCGGAGCCGGUCUGGGCUUCGCGAGCUUGGUAGUACUCGCUGUAGUUGUCCGUGCGACCAUCGGACUUCGAUGGGACAAGGAGACCGAGAUGGCAGAUAUUCUCGCCGAAGUCGAUGCGGAUAUUUGUCAAGCUAUCCAAAGUUCGAAGGAAGAGCUUGAAGGCGGACGUGUCGAUGACCACACAAAGGCUCGUGAAGCUGUGAGAGAGCUCCGGAAUGCAGUCAAGGAAAGUUUGUUGGACGUUGAAUCCUGGGGAGGAGAAUACCCUUUCGAGCGAGCGUCGGCGAGUUUCGAAUACUGGAAAGUGUAGAUGGCUGGGUAACAGGAUACAAUAUCAGUAACUUUUGAUGUUCGCGGCAAGAAGCCAGUGUGGUAUAAUUCCCAAGCAGGAUAAGAGCGCCACAAAUAGGGAGCAUUUCUAUGUGCAAAAGCUCAUCAG
Desarmillaria tabescens is the source of this 767-nucleotide messenger RNA. RefSeq lists its product as uncharacterized. Lineage: Eukaryota; Fungi; Basidiomycota; Agaricomycetes; Agaricales; Physalacriaceae. The coding region runs from base 27 to 638 and encodes 203 amino acids. The record is from RefSeq and is a predicted model, not a curated record. The transcript is spliced from 4 exons.